Molecule: messenger RNA, 3714 nt
Organism: Nannizzia gypsea CBS 118893
Lineage: Eukaryota; Fungi; Ascomycota; Eurotiomycetes; Onygenales; Arthrodermataceae
Product: KapL protein
Exons: 11
Coding region: 1-3714 (1237 amino acids)
Biological process (GO): RNA export from nucleus; protein export from nucleus
Cellular component (GO): RNA nuclear export complex; cytoplasm; nucleus
Molecular function (GO): RNA binding; nuclear export signal receptor activity
Source: RefSeq, a predicted model, not a curated record
AUGGCUGACUCUAACCAGCCGGGCGAUGGGAACGAGGGCGCGGCCCCUCAACUAGCUAAUAUCAUCCAGGCGCUCGAUGUCAUACAUUCGCCUGCGUCCUCUAAUGAAGUCAGGAAGCAAGCAUCGGAGUUUCUCGAGCAGCAGAAACAUGAAAAGGCCGCCGUGCAGAAUGGCUACUUUUUGGCCGCAGACAAGAGCCAUUCUCCCGUAGUCCAGCACCUUGGACUGUCGCUCCUGGAGCAUGUCCUGCGGUACAGAUUCCUGGAGUUAACUCCAGAUGAAGUGAACCAUACCAGGGGACUUGUCAUGAGCCUGGCUGAAGGACUGCGAUAUCAGGACCCUCCUUACAUCCGCAACAAAGUGGCUUCAUUAUGGGUUGAAUUUGCAAAACGUACCUGGGGACUGGAAUGGCCCCGGAUGGAUGAGUCGCUGGUACAACUAUGGGGUGCCACCUUUACCCAUAAGGAGUUUGUGCUGACCGUGCUGGAGACUCUAUCGGAGGAUAUAAUACACCAGGAAGACACGGCGUCGUCCCUCAGAGGAACCGAUUUGAACAGAGCUCUAGUGGAAAUCUGCACACCGCACGACGUUUUCAAGGUGGCGUACCCAACAAGGGACCAUCAUACUGAAAUCCGCAGCGGGAGUGAGGGCUGGCUCUUCAGGGUUUCAUCUUUCUUAAGUGACUGUGUACGGAAUUUCCAUGCAUCUGCUGAGGCCAAAUCUUGUGCAUUGAAGUCUUUGAGCUGUCUGCGUUCGUUCGUUGCCUGGGUUAUACCAAUGGCUAUUGAUUCAUCCCAGUGUGUGACAGCCAUUUGCAGUGCCCUUGAAGUGGAGGACGAUGCGGUUCUUCUGGCGGCAGUUGAGGCGUUACACUCAUUAUAUGGGCGGUCAACUUAUAACAUUGAGGAAUUCCAAAGCCUUGUGAACGUAAUAUACCGGAAUGACCAUCUUAACCUCCUAAGGAAGUUAUACGAAUGGUCUAUAGUCAGCGCAGAGAAUAUUGUUGAAUCAAAAUACUCUAUAUCCAAAAAACUAUCUGAGUUGGUAUCCUAUAUCGCAGGUUUCCUAGAGGAGAAAAAUGUUGAUUUCACGAAAUGCGUCGACCUCCCUAGCUUUUUCUCCUUUCUUAUUAGUAUACUUCGGAAUCCAAGCCUUGUUGUGUCUAUACCAGUACUUCAUUCGUGGUCUAGAUUACUUGCCUCGAGCCACAUUGGGGGCUUGGAUAUUGUCAACAAUUUAAUAGGGCAGCUCCUGGAAAUCUGUUCGCAGCGCCUCAUACGAUACGAAGCUCUACCAGAGGAUUCCGACGACCCGACUAUGGUAUUUCUCAACGAGGACAUUGAUACCAUACCAGAACGCCACGCCUUCGUUGGGAAUUAUCGACGAUACUGCAGUCAAGUAAUUGAAGUUAUCGUUCAGAAACACGCACUUGAAGCCAUUCCUCAUAUCCUCUCCGGGGUGGACAGCGCCCUGAACAAUGUAUAUGCAGGGAGUGCUGGAUUCAAUGUGGCCACGUUUCAGAAGCAGUCAAUACCUGCUUUGCGCGCCGAUAUCCAAUUUACCGUAGUUGAGGCAAUGCUGAAGGGCUAUCUCAAAUGGAAAGGGUCAUUGGGCUCUAACCCUCAACAAGAUGAACAACAGCGUCUGGACCUAGAGAGCGCACUUGAAAACUGGGCUAUGGGCCUCAUGAACCGUAAUUUCGAGGAUCCAUGCAUAAAACAACGAGUACUACGGUUAUGCGUCGACAUUUCAGCUAAGGCGCUGGUAGAUCGACCAAGUUAUGCUCUCAAAAUCCUUGAGCAUAUAUUGAUGGUCCAGAUCCCCGAUUAUCCAGAGCAUUCUGCGUAUUCGGAGUCUGUGAGGGAACUCUAUAGUAUGGCCACGUACGAAAUUCGGAGGCUUGCUAUUAGAUACGCAGACUAUUUUGCCAAUUACUACGAGCCACUGGAACAAAAAGCUCAGGAAAUUGGGAAAAGGCCGAAUGAUGAAGGACGCCCUCAUAUGGAGUUAUCUGCGAUCCUUGUGAUUAUCAUGCAACGCGCUCGGAACGUGGAGCCGUAUAUUAGACAGACUCGAUUGAACUCAUUUGUUGACCCUAUCAAACAAGCGUGGACUAAUCAAGAACUCAAGCUGAUACUGGGCUCCUUCAAGGGAUUCUAUGAGAUCCUUGGUUUGGAUAAAGUACGCCCUUACCUUCAGAAACGAGAAGCACAGAAGCUAGAGGACUGGACCGCCGUCCCGCUUGAUGCAGAAGGCAUACAUAUCCAGGAAGAUUUAAGCAAAAAGUUUCAGGAACUACCUCUCCGUCCCACUCGCACGCUUCUUGCUGUAUCAACAGAAAAGGUGAAGAAAGAUGAGCCAGCAUACCAGAUUGCUCUUGACUUGUGGAAAGAUACUAUCCCCUUAAUCUUGCCAACCAUUCUCCAGCUUAUCAGUCAUGCGCAUGCUUUUCAUAAUCCUGAUAACUGGGAAGGACUUCCUGAGGACAUGCGUCCAGUUGUUGGUCGAAUUUUGACAGACAGGUUCUGGCAAGCUGGUAUCUCCAGUGGGAGCAGACAAGAAUUUUACUCAAAAAUAGCUGGGUCAAAGACCACGUUAGAGGGGCUUUCAUCAUCCGUCCGUGGGAAAGUGAGAGCCGUCAGAGAAGCCUGCUAUUCAAUUCUUUUUAGCAUGAGCAGGCUAGAAAACUACUUCUAUGGGUUUCCUGAGCUGCCCGCUCCCCUUUCACAGGCGCUUUACAAAGAUGCUUUCUCCCUAUCCUCACAUCAAUUUUCUGUUCUCUUAAAUAUCUCACGAUGUCUUAUAGAUGAUUGCCCAUCAGCUGCUCGUGCGGCUUUCCUGCCUCCAAUGAUGUCCGCGUUAUUUUUACAACUUGACCAGAAGGUCACUAGCGAGUGGGAUAUGAUCCAGCGCCGAAGGAUAGGUGCCGUUGACGACGAUCUAACUGAAGAAAUGAAAGAUGAGAGUAUUCUUAGGCAGUUGACAUACUCUGCAGUCAUCAUGGUAGCUAGUUUCUUGGACCCCGAGCGAGAAGGAGCUCAAGGCCAUUCAAAAACAGGAGAACUCAAGGCUGCUGAUGGAGAACAACCGGAAACAAUGCGAAGUUUCAUUAUAUCAUCUACCCAAAUACUUGAGCCGGUCCUUUUAUUCUGCACGCAUGCCUUGCAAAUGCAUGAUACUCGGUGUUGCAUUAUUAUAACCCGCGUUAUUCGAUCCAUGCUAACGGAAUUUGUUCCUGCGACUGACACGCCAACUGCAGCUACUAUCCGGGAAUUCAUCAGCACUGAGGUUUUGAAAGCUUGCAUAAACUCAGUUCAUGAUCCAUAUUUUGUGGACAUGCAAAAGGAUUUGGCACAGCUCAUUUCUUCCAUAUGGAUUUUAUAUGGUCCGACCACAAACACUCCUAGGGCUAUCAUUCUGAGCCUACCAGGUAUGCUGGAACAGAAAGUGAAAGCAGCAGAGGUGGCACUUCACAUUUCAGCCUCAAGCCGACAACAGAAAGCCAUCGUAUUGGAUCUGCUAGAGGGCGUACGAGGCGUGAGAAUCAGUGAGCAAGGACGUAUUUUGGGUACGGCCGCUAAUCGUCGAAAGGAACGCAGUGCAAUGCAGGCGCGAUAUAUGUCCACAGAAAUGGAGGGCCAAGAAGCUAAGAAAGUCGACGUGAAUGACGGGGCAGACCUAACCUUCGUAGCCGACAUGUUCAAUCAGGCUUAA